Messenger RNA from Ilex paraguariensis (yerba mate), 246 nucleotides. The record is from the annotation of a GenBank genome assembly. Lineage: Eukaryota; Viridiplantae; Streptophyta; Magnoliopsida; Aquifoliales; Aquifoliaceae.
AUGGGUGCCGCUGUCAUUCAUUUCCAGGAUUUUGAUGCUGAGGUCCUGGAAUGUCUGACUAUUCCCAAUGUGAAUGCUAAUUGUCUAAAGAAGUCUCAAAAUUUGGCUACAGAUGUGGCAGAUCAAGCAGAACUCCGUUUUUUUGCUGGUGACUGGAGUGAAGUCCAUCAAAUUCUCCCUCAUAUAGUUACCAGUGGAAAGGACACAAAUUAUUGCUCAGGGCGGAUCAAUCUCUGCUCUCCCUAG